Messenger RNA from Fusarium oxysporum Fo47, 156 nucleotides. RefSeq lists its product as uncharacterized. The transcript has a single exon. The annotation marks the transcript as partial. The record is from RefSeq and is a predicted model, not a curated record. NCBI's taxonomy places the organism in Eukaryota, Fungi, Ascomycota, Sordariomycetes, Hypocreales, Nectriaceae.
ACAGGGGGCAGGAAGAGCUUAAGCUUUAUACUACUAGCAGCAAGCUAUCUAGGUAGGGUAACUAUUAUGGUAGUUCUGCUUAUAUUGCUACAGGGUGACUUAAUAGAAUGGUGCCGAAAGAUAAAGAUAUUAUAUGCCAAGUGGCGCAGUAACUAG